Aaosphaeria arxii CBS 175.79 is the source of this 4272-nucleotide messenger RNA. RefSeq lists its product as uncharacterized. The coding region runs from base 96 to 4085 and encodes 1329 amino acids. Lineage: Eukaryota; Fungi; Ascomycota; Dothideomycetes; Pleosporales. The transcript is spliced from 3 exons. Gene Ontology annotation, molecular function: P-type ion transporter activity; ATP hydrolysis activity; ATP binding. Gene Ontology annotation, cellular component: membrane. Gene Ontology annotation, biological process: intracellular calcium ion homeostasis. The record is from RefSeq and is a predicted model, not a curated record.
UUUCAAGGCUAAACCCUCCGCCGAUACUGCUCUCGCUUCCUCCUUCUAACACACAAUGCCUUGACAUAUCAAUCGUCUGAACGGAUAAAGGCAUCAUGGAAGCGAACGGAAGCCCUGAGCGGCGCCGCAGCGCCAUGUAUCGGCGAAAUUCGAAUCUCAGCACGGCGAGCUUCAUGACAGACGUUGAGAUGGCGCACGACGAGGUUUUCUCCGGUCCAAUGUCAGAGAGUAUGCCGACAAGCAUAUCUUCAUUUGCUCAUCGCCGACCACGGGCCGACUCGACCGCCAGCUUCACAUACUACGACGAUGAUAGGGAUUCAGAGGAUGGCGUGGAGGAAGAUGCCAUCGCUGAAGAGUACGGAGAGAUUGAGUAUGACGAGGACUUCUCGAUAGAGGACUUGGAGAAUGGCGAUGCUUCACCGCCGCCGCGUCCGCGGAGGAAGUCUUCGGCUUAUUCGCGACGAUCUACCGAAUCGAGGCGAUCCGCCGAUGCGCCACUACUCCAAAGACACCACUCUUCCUCGUCGAGCGUUGGUUCAGCAGAUGGAUGGAGACAUGGCAGAACGAGCCAAAAGAUCUAUAUCCUGACCGAGGACCUGACUAUUGUUGUUGCUGGUUUCAAAACGUCAACGAUACGCUCCGCCUUGUACUAUACAAUUUGUAUAGCCACUGUUGGGUUGGGGUGGCUCAUCUUCCGAUGGCUGCCACGAUGGCGAGUUGCUCUAACCGGAAGGGCUUCGCCACUGAAAGAAUGCGAUUGGGUUGUAAUCGAGAAUCAGUGGGGAGAGAUGGCCGUACAAGACGUUAACCAACAAAGCUAUGGACGUUCCCUAUCUACAGUUUUCGGGGACACAGAAAAGGUUUCAAGAGGCGGAGACUUUGACGACGAUUUUGACCCAGUCAUAAAGCACUUGCGCUCCUUGGACUAUCGGUAUAUUCGCUUCUGCUACCACCCUGUCAAGGACAAAUUUGUCCUUGCAAAUACAUGGAAGGAUCCUGCUUGGACGGACAUAGCCGCGCUCAGAGAAGGACUCGAUGGAGAAGAACGCGAUUACAGAGAACUGGUAUUCGGCCAAAACUUGAUCGACCUUGAGGAGAAGUCUAUCGGUCAACUCUUGGUCGAUGAGGUCUUCCAUCCGUUCUACGUUUUCCAGAUUGCCAGUUUGUUUCUCUGGUCCGUGGACGAAUACUACUACUAUGCUGCGUGCAUCUUCGUCAUCUCCGUCAUUAGCAUUGCUAGCGCCCUGAUAGAGACCAAGGCGACCUUGAAACGCCUACGAGAGGUUUCGAAAUUUGAAUGCGAUGUACGAGUACUGCGAAGCGGUUUCUGGAGGACAGUCCCGUCAGCCGAACUGGUUCCGGGUGAUGUCUAUGAAGUCACCGACCCUGCUCUCACUCAACUGCCUUGUGAUAGUCUGCUCCUUUCUGGUGACUGUAUAGUCAACGAAAGUAUGCUGACUGGAGAGUCUGUACCCGUUUCUAAGAUUCCAGUCACCAACGAAUCCCUGGACCUGCUCAACAUGAGUGCAUCAAGUAUACAUCCGGAGGUCGCACGGCACAUGCUCUUCUGUGGUACCAAGAUCAUCCGCGCCCGGCGACCACAGGACGAUGGCGACGACGAGGCAGCUGCUCUAGCUAUGACUGUUCGCACUGGCUUCAACACAACUAAAGGCGCACUUGUUCGAUCAAUGCUGUUUCCAAAGCCAUCUGGUUUCAAGUUCUAUCGCGACUCCUUCCGAUACAUUUCAGUCAUGGCGUUCAUCGCUGGUAUUGGCUUUGUUGCAUCGUUCGUCAACUUCGUCCACCUCGGACUCGCAUGGCAUCUUAUUGUUGUACGUGCACUAGACUUGAUCACCAUUGUCGUCCCUCCUGCACUUCCGGCUACCUUGACAAUCGGUACAAACUUUGCCCUUUCCCGCCUGAAGCAGAAGCAGAUUUUCUGCAUUAGCCCGCAACGAGUGAAUGUAGGAGGUAAGCUCGAUGUAGUAUGCUUUGACAAGACCGGCACUCUUACGGAAGAGGGUUUGGACGUUCUUGGUGUACGCGUUGUCAAUCGACCAGACAACCGAUUUGGCGAACUGCUCACAGAAGCUCCCGAUGUGCUCCCAAGCUCGCAGUACGAGAGAGACCCAACUUGUGAUUAUGCUGUGCAUAAGGCAGCACUUUACACAAUGGCGACAUGUCAUUCGCUACGGUUGAUUGAUGAUGAGCUUGUAGGCGAUCCGUUGGACGUGAAGAUGUUCAAUUUCACAGGAUGGUCAUUCGAAGAAGGAGAACAGAAAGCCGGUGCAGAUCUCGAAGAUCCUGAUCAGAAACUGUCGCCUUCCGUCGCUAGGCCCCCUCCGGGACGUGAAUUCGAUAUAGACGACCCGGAGCACGAUACCAACAGGAAACCGGUCGAACUAGGAGUUCUGAAGUCUUUUGAAUUCGUUUCUCAACUGCGACGAGCAAGCGUUAUCGUGCGCCAAUUUGGUUCCAAGAGUGGUCAAGUCUAUGUCAAAGGCGCUCCAGAAUGCAUGAAGGAGAUUUGUCGGUCUGAUUCUUUUCCAACAGACUACGAAGAUUUGCUGGCAUACUACACGCACCGUGGCUUCCGCGUUAUUGCGUGUGCGACAAAAACGAUUGACAGACUCAACUGGCUCAAGGUACAAAAGAUGAAGCGCGAGCAGGCCGAGAGCGACCUAAACUUCGUCGGAUUCAUUAUCUUCGAGAACAAGCUCAAGGAGAGCACAACACCUGUCAUCGAGGAGCUGGAAAGGGCAAACAUUCGAACGGUCAUGUGUACCGGCGAUAACAUCUUGACUGCCAUCAGCGUUGCAAGGGAGUGUGGUCUUAUCAAUAAGACCGCCCAUUGUUUCAUACCGCAUUUCGUGGAAGGCGAUUCGCGAACCGCACUCGCUAGACUGGCAUGGGAAAGUGUCGACGAUCCAGUCUUCAAGUUGGAUGAAAAUACCCUUAAGCCAUUGCCGCCACCUGCAGAAGCCGAUGUAUCUCUGCCUUACGACAUUUCCAACCUCAGAAACUACUCUCUGGCUGUCAGCGGAGACGUGUUCCGCUGGAUUAUCGACUUUGCUUCCGAGAAGGUACUCCGUGAGAUGCUUGUGUGCGGACAAGUAUUUGCUCGUAUGUCUCCUGAUGAGAAACACGAACUCGUCGAGAAACUCCAAAGCAUUGACUACUGCUGCGGUUUCUGUGGCGACGGAGCCAACGACUGUGGUGCUUUGAAGGCAGCAGAUGUCGGCAUCUCAUUGUCUGAAGCAGAAGCAUCCGUCGCUGCGCCUUUCACAAGCCGAGUAUUCGACAUCUCCUGCGUCCCCGAAGUCAUCAAGGAAGGUCGUGCCGCGCUCGUGACGAGCUUCAGUUGCUUCAAGUACAUGAGCUUGUACUCCGCCAUCCAAUUCACCUCCGUCAGCUUCCUCUAUGCCUCCGCGUCCAACCUCGGCGACUUCCAAUUUCUCUUCAUCGACCUCCUCCUCAUCCUCCCCAUUGCAAUCUUCAUGGGCUGGUCCGGCGCCUACCCAAAGCUCUCCCGCAAGCGCCCAACCGCCAGUCUCGUAUCCCGCAAAGUCCUCACCCCAUUACUCGGCCAAAUCGUCAUCUGCGUGCUCAUCCAAUCCCUCGGCUUCGAAUUCGUGCAAAAACAGCCCUGGUACAAACCCCCCAUCAUCGACAAAGACCACUCCAACUCCCUCAACUCGCAAAACACAACCCUCUUCCUCGUCUCCUGCUUCCAAUACAUCCUCUCCGCCGUCGUGCUCUCCAUCGGCCGUCCCUUCCGACAGCCCAUGUCCCAGAACCUCCCCUUCGUCACCACCAUGUUCCUCACCCUCGCCAUCACCAUCUACAUGCUCUUCGACCCGGCGAAGUGGGUCAUGGAGCAGAUCGAACUCACAUACAUGGACACGCAGUUCAAGUUCUUCAUCCUCGCGCUCGGCCUGGGCAAUUUCGCGGUCGCGUACUCGGCUGAGAAGUUCGUGCUCCCCGCGCUGGCGAAGUGGAUCGGCAUCGUCAAGGUGAAGAUCAAUCCCAAGUGGAGGAAGAAGAGGAAGGCGUAUAAGGAGAUUUUGGAGGCGAUGCGUAUGUGAGGAUGCGGCACGAUGGAAUGGAUUUAUUUGGCAUCUAUGUAGAUGCUCAAGAAAAAAUGUGCUUCGUCUCGGCAAGACAAGACAUGCAAGAAUAUUAUUCAUUUCGUGUAUCUGUAUUUUGUUGGGUUGCAUAGCACGUACGAUUAGAUCGAUCUGUAUCAUGAAAUGUCAUUGCAUUUGAAGCACC